Molecule: messenger RNA, 1164 nt
Organism: Larimichthys crocea (large yellow croaker)
Lineage: Eukaryota; Metazoa; Chordata; Actinopteri; Sciaenidae
Product: homeobox protein Meis2-like
Exons: 6
Coding region: 485-1138 (217 amino acids)
Source: RefSeq, a predicted model, not a curated record
AGUAGGCAGGGGGCUGCCUGCACCCACCCCGCUCCUCCACGUUCCGUCAUCAGCGUGUCCUGCAGAUCACAGCGCGGUCCUAUAAGCGGCUCCACAGCCGAGGCGCGGACAGUGAGCGUGUGGGCGCGCAGAGACGUGGACAUGAGGACACAGUGAGAGCAGAGGACUAAGCUGCGGAUCGUCAGUGCUCGCACUGUGAAAGGAACAACUCGGAACUAACAUCAAACACUCCCAUCUGACACAUGAUCACUAAUCCCUCGGCUGAAGAGCCACGAGAAAGCAGCGCAGCAGUUUGCAGAGCGCAUUGGCCCCUCGUGAGGACUGAUGCUAUUUUUGAUCCCUUCUCUUUGAUUUCAGUCAUCAUUGAUUUGCUCCAUGCCACAGAACAGGCCGGGAUUAUAAUUUCCUCUUGGAUUUAAAAGUCACUGACUUUUAACUCAUCAGCACCAAACUUCUCUUGCACAUCUGGAAAUUGCGCACGGAGAUGGCGCAAAGGUACGAUGAGCUGGCUCAUUACGGCGGCGCGAUGGACGGAGUCGGAGUUCCCACAUCCAUGUACGGAGACCCGCACGCCCCCCGACCCCUGCCCCAGGUCCACCACCUGAACCACGGGCCGCCACCGCACCCGACGCAGCACUAUGGAGCCCACGCGCCGCACAACAUCAUGCCCAGCAGCAUGGGCAGCGCCGUGAACGACGCGCUGAAGAGGGACAAGGACCAGAUCUACGGACACCCUUUAUUCCCGCUGCUGGCUCUGGUGUUCGAGAAGUGUGAGCUGGCGACAUGCACGCCCAGAGAGCCCGGGGUGGCGGGAGGUGACGUCUGCUCCUCCGACUCGUUCAAUGAAGACAUAGCCGUGUUUGCAAAGCAGAUCCGCGCAGAGAAGCCUUUAUUUUCCUCCAACCCAGAGCUGGAUAACUUGAUGAUUCAAGCGAUUCAAGUUUUACGAUUUCAUCUCCUGGAGUUAGAGAAGGUUCAUGAGCUCUGUGAUAACUUCUGUCACCGGUACAUCAGCUGCCUCAAAGGCAAAAUGCCCAUCGACCUGGUCAUAGAGGAGCGGGACGUCUGCAAGUCGGACUUCGACGACCUGUCGGGAUCCUCCACGAACCUCGCGGAUCAUGUGAGUGAAAACGCGUGAAGUGAUGAAGAGUCUGUUAAACAGCA